UUCUUUUCUUGAAUUUCAGACGACUGUCAGGGGUUUUUAAAACAAGAUGCCACUUUGCCGUCGGGUGUAUACAAUAUAACUUUGGACACUGGAGAGAAUGUAUCCGUAUACUGUGACAUGGAAACGAGCGGUGGUGGUUGGACGGUUUUCCAGAGGCGGUGGUAUGGCAAUAACGAAAAUUUUAACAGGAGUUUUGCGGAAUACGAGAAUUGGUUCGGUUCUCUUGAUGGUGAAUUUUGGUUAGGACUAAAAAAAAUACACGAGAUGACAAGAAAGGAAAAUGUGACGUUACGUGUAGAUGUACAAAGCAUGGAUGGAACGAUUGGGUACGAUGUUUACUCUGAUUUCUUCAUCUCAUCUCCAGAUCGCUACGAGUUCCACGUCUCUGAGAGAAUCGACUCGUUAAACAUGCGAAAAAGUUAUACCCUAUCACAGACGGCCUCAGACAACCGACCGUUCUCGACCUAUGACAGGGACAUGGACAACCUGGAGAAGGAAAACUGUGCCCAAGAACGAGGAGGUGGUUGGUGGUAUCAUGAUACAUGUUCGGAUAUGUCUAACCUACAUACAUGGCAACACCCUUGCUAUGCGUCGAUUUAUGGGUUUUUUGUAUUGAAGACAUCUCAAAUGAUGUUAAGAAGGGAUUUCUUGCUGUGAAAUGUUCUUAUCUAUUCCAACUUUACGUUUAUUUGGUGUUUAACGUAUGUGUGCAAAUGUAGAUAUUAUAAUUAAUUUUCUUUCUAAAUUUAGAAUAUGCACUAUAUAGUUUAACUUUGACAUCUAAAAUUUGUUCAAAUGAUCACAAACUAUGCUUUUUUAGUUAUUUUAAUAAUGAUCAAUAGCGCUAACGAUAAAACUGUAUCACAAAAUUUAGUUGAUUUUGAUAUUGUGUGUAUAGUGUAAAUGUUAUAAACUAUAUCAUUUUAGUUGCUUAAUAUAUGUACAUGUUACAUUGGUAGUAUAAUAGUAUUGUAUAUAAGCUUAUAAAUUUCUUAUUGCAUCUAGUGGACAUACCUUCGGAUUCAUUUUCCUAAAUUCGACUCUUUGUGGGAUAGGACGCCAUUUGGAGGCUUACCAAGGGAAUGAAAUGAUGAAUGAAAUGAUUCGGGUUAUGUUCUGUGACCCGAUGCCGAAAUAACUAGCUAUUAUUCAUGUUUUAAAACUAAUAUCAUAUCUAUAAAUGCUAAAUAUAAUAUUU
Messenger RNA from Mya arenaria, 1198 nucleotides. RefSeq names its product fibrinogen-like protein 1. Lineage: Eukaryota; Metazoa; Mollusca; Bivalvia; Myida; Myidae. Bases 118 to 657 code for a protein of 179 amino acids. The record is from RefSeq and is a predicted model, not a curated record. The transcript is spliced from 4 exons.